Vicia villosa (hairy vetch) is the source of this 1024-nucleotide messenger RNA. RefSeq lists its product as uncharacterized. The transcript has 2 exons. The record is from RefSeq and is a predicted model, not a curated record. NCBI's taxonomy places the organism in Eukaryota, Viridiplantae, Streptophyta, Magnoliopsida, Fabales, Fabaceae. Bases 295 to 681 code for a protein of 128 amino acids.
AACCCAAUUCACUUUUUCAAACUUGUUGAAAUUUUCUCACAAUUAUUCAUAAUCCAAACCAAAUUGUCUUUAUCAUAGAUUGAAUUGAAUCAUUGAACCUCGCUUAUUAAACAUUUCUUCAUAACAACAGCCACUUUUCUUCACUCAAUCCCAAACAUAAACCAAAUCUUUUCCAAUCCCAAUUUCCAACCCUAUUUAAUUAUUUUCCCAAAAUUAUAAUUUUAAUCAUUAUUUUUUCUCCAUAGAUAAGGUUCAUAAGCAUAGUACUCUGUUUCAACCGGUUUUGUAAUCGAGAUGAUGAGAAGACAACAUGAAGAUGAACAAUCUCGAGCUUUCUACGAGCUAUCAUCCAUAGUUCUAAACCUCCUCCGUUCUUCUCCAACGCCGUUAAAUUUCUCCGAUCAUCCACCAGGUCCACCUUCACGCCGUUUACCUUCGCCUCAAAUCUCUCCCGCGGGAUUCGCCUCCAUGUUUCUUGGAAUCUCGCUGGCUCUUAUGCUAUGUGGAUCGGUCACGUUCUUCAUCGGGUUCGUGUUGAUGCCCUGGGUUAUAGGAUUGAUUAUGGUCCUCUACGUAGCUGGAAUCGUUUCGAUUCUCUCCGAUUUCGGUAGCUUUAUUUUCCGUAACCUUACGGCGGCGCCAGAGCCGCGCAAGGAUAAUCCAGCAUGGAAGGUUAUGUGAGGUAACAAAUGGAGAAUGAAAAUGAGGAUACGAUUUUUUGUUGUAAUUCUCCCGAUUAUGAAGCUUUCUUCUCCUCUUAAUGGACGCAGGAAAGACGGAUAUAUGGGUUUUUUAAUCAAGUUACAAAGAGCUGAGAGUAAAGGUCUGCCAAAGAAUGAAGGGUUACUAUUAAUACCAUCUUUGUGAACUGAAAUUGUAAUAUUACAUGCUUUUUCGGCUCUUGUUAUUUUGUUCUAAACAUGUUAUUAACUGUAAAGUGAAAAAACAAGGGUUAUAUUGCACCCUACUGGGAAGAAUAUUUGGAAUCAGUUGGUUAUUGGUGUGAUUCAUUGAUUGUUUUUCA